Messenger RNA from Rotaria sp. Silwood2, 1833 nucleotides. Lineage: Eukaryota; Metazoa; Rotifera; Eurotatoria; Philodinida; Philodinidae. The record is from the annotation of a GenBank genome assembly.
AUGCUCAGAAUUAUAUCUUAUAACGUUAGGGGAAUAACAACAUGCAAAAAACAACAACUGCUUAAAAUAUGGUUAAAUCAAAAUCCACAUGAUAUAGUUAUGCUUCAAGAAACACAUAUGACAAAAUUUUCCCAUCUUGAAAAUUUUAAAAAUUCUUUCAUUGAUUAUAAUAUUAGGGCGGCAUUGGGUACAUGGGCUGCUGGUGGUGUCUUAAUAAUGAUUAAGAAAAAAUUUAAUAUGAUUGAUUAUGGAUCAGAUACUGAUGGCAGAAUUGUUUAUAUUAAAAUUGAAUGUAAUCAUGUUCCAAUAGUUUUAGUCAAUGUUUAUGCUCCUGCUCAAAUAACAGAACGAUGUUCCUUUUUUAAGGAAUUAUUAUUAUAUAUUCCUUCUACCAAAUGGAUUAUUAUCGGAGGGGACUUUAAUUGUACUCCGAACAAUCAACAAGAUAGGAAAAAAUUAGGUGCACAGACAGAUAAUCUAUCUUAUCGAAUAUUACUUAAGGAAGUGAUCAAUCCACUAUUGUUAACUGAAAUAUUUAGACGAAAACAUCCUAGGAAAAUUGUUUAUUCAUAUCAUGCAAGUGCAGGCAAUUUUCAUAGUCGUAUAGAUCUGGUAUUUGGUUCUGAUAUUAUAUACAAAAAUACACAUGAUAUUGGUUAUGUUCCAGUGGGCUUAUCGGAUCAUGACGCAUUAAUUUUAUCUAUUAAAAUACCAUCAUUCACCGAUAAAAAUAUGCAUCGUAGAUGGAUAUGUAAUCCUAAUGUAAUUAAAAGAAAAUCCUUUUUAGAAAAAUUCUAUCGAGUAUGGAACAUCAUUAUCAACACAGCUGAUCUCAAUACAACUGAAUGGUGGAAUGAUUUUAAGACAAGCCUAAUAAUGAAAAUACAACAAGAAGAAAAAGAACUUAAUCGAGAAACACGACGUGAAUUAGAUGGAUUAUCUAAAGAAUAUCGUUUUAGAGCAAUUAAUCCAUCCGAUGAUGACUUAGUACAAUUAGAGAUUAUUAAACAAAAACUUCACGAUGCAUUAACAGAAAAAUUCGUUAAUAGUAUUCCAAGUCAAGAUGAUCGUGAUGUUAAAUGUCUUAGUAAUUUAGCUAAAGUGAGAUUAGCACAUGGUAAAGCAAACCAAUCUAGAAUUGCUUAUCUCAUUUACCCAUCUAAUGGUCGCGUUGAAACAGAUAACGAAAUGAUGGAAAUAUGUUGUAAUUUCUAUCAAGAUUUAUAUAACGUUAAACCAAUCGAUACAUCUUAUUGGAGUGAGUUAUUCAGAGAUAUAACAACACUCGAUCAAAAUGAUAUCGACUUACUUGACCGUGAUAUAACAACUGAUGAAUGUAACGCAGCCCUUAAAGCUAUGCAAUUAGGUCGAGUUCCAGGUGAUGAUGGUUUAACGAUUGAACUAUGGAGAUUUAUUUUCCCAAUAGUAGGAGAUCAUUUUAUUAAGAUGGUAAAUACAGCUAGAGACAAAGGUCAUUUUCACGAUGGAUUUCUUAAUGGUCUUCUUACACUAUUAAAGAAAGAAGGUGAAUUUAAUGGAACGCUGAAAAAUUUUCGACCUCUCUCACUUAUGAAUAUUGACUAUAAAAUCAUAACCAAAGUUUUAAGUACAAGACUAAAGAAGGUUAUGAACAAAAUCAUACAUUACAAUCAAACAUCAGGUAUUCCCGGAAGAACCAUACAUGAUAAUAUACAUUUAAUACGUACAAUCAUAGAGGAUCAUGCAAGAAACCGUAUACCUUUAGGAAUUACUAUGUGGGAUCAAGAAAAAGCUUUUGACAGAGUGAACCAUCUUUACACUCUAAAAAAAAUUGGUUUUCNUAUAUAUUAUUAA